AUGCAAAGAUUCGGUUAUCGUCUUCGGUCGAACGACGUUUCGCACAGUGGCGAAUCUCUCAGUGUCUUCCCCUCUCCCCAAGUAGCUAAUUUUGGUCUAGAGCCCGUGGGGCCUGCCGGGACAUUGCCUGGCACCCAUCAGGUGUUUUCGGAAAAAAGCAGUUUUUUUCGAACAUCCACGCCGAUCAAAUUCGUAGUCUCCAGCCGGACAGACGCGGGGGUGCAUGCCGUAUGUAACACUGCCCACUUUGAUAUAGAGAGGAAACCGGGGUGGCCUCCUUUCUUCGAAAACGCCCUUGUCAAGUCUCUUAACCUCUCCCUCAAGUCUGAGCCAAUCCGCAUUCUGGGUGUCCGCCGCGUUCCCGACACUUUCCACGCCCGCUUCUCAGCCUUGUCAAGGACCUAUGUUUAUCGGGUGGCUACAGGCUGUUCCUACCCAUUCGAGAUGCCAGUCUUCGAGCAGAACCUGUGCUGGGCAACGUGUAGAGGCCACCUGAACCUCUCAGCCAUGCAGGAGGCAGCGGCGUUCCUGGCAGGCACCCACGACUUCAGCACCUUCCGCUCGGCCAGCAACGAGCAACCCGUGAGAAGCCCUGUCCGGACCCUGACGCGGGCGGAAGUCAGACCCUCCUCCGGUUUCCUCUUGCAUCACAGCCAGGACAGAGAGCUGAGGUUUUGGGAGCUGGAAUUCCAAGGCCGGUCAUUUCUCUACAAGCAGGUGCGGCGGAUGGCCGGCGUGCUGGUGGCCGUGGGGCAGAACCGACUGCAGCCCCACCACGUGAAGAGUCUCCUGGAGGCCAGGGACCUGAUGGCUUAUCCCCUGAACACCAUCGCGCCAGCCCAGGGGCUCUUUCUCAAGGAGGUGGAGUACUGCGAAGAUGAUUUGGAGACAGGAACGACAGAGGUAGAAUUACAGUCCGGUUGUAUGGACCACGAACCCGUGGAAGAACACUAGUGCCAUUUCGGGGGGGUAGUCUAGGAGUGCACCCUGUUUGCCCCUUAGGCAUGUCAGUCCCCCCCCCCCCAUCUGCAGGUCAUUGCCGAUACAGACAUGAGCAUCUCUCUGCAAAACAAGCCAGCGCUGCCUGGAGGAAAACGCAGCCCUAAAAUGAGGGGAAAACGAGACUGAAACUCAAGCCGUAAGCCUGGGUUGUCUACUUUGCGGCCGUCCGACAGAAUUUGCGCUGCUGGGCAGAACGCAUUGCACUUGGGAUUUUGAGAUUGAUUUUGUACGAAGCGAGCACCUAGUCCUUCUCGGGGCAGCGAUGGGUUUGGGGAGAUAUGGGGUGCAGAACAGGUCCUGGAAGAGCACAGCUCCUGGCUGACUCCCUGGGAUGGCUGAGCAGCUGCUCUCGCACAGCGGCAAAGGGGGUGAGCUGAGAAGCGGGAGACCCCCGGACGGAUUCUCGCCUCUGCACCCUGCUCCCAAGCCGGCCUCGGGCAAACCGCUCCUGUGUCACAGCCGCCGCAGAACUGGGCUAUCUUGUCAGGUUGUUGUUAUUGUUGCUGCGGGGAGCUUCCCGAAAUGGUGCACACUGACUGCUCCGAAUCGUCUGAAGUGCUAGUUGAACGCUAAAGGUUAUUUAAAAAGAACUGGCACAAAGUAAGAGAGUGGUGCGUCUUGCCAAAAAUAAAAAGUGCUUUUAAGU
Molecule: messenger RNA, 1648 nt
Organism: Gekko japonicus
Lineage: Eukaryota; Metazoa; Chordata; Lepidosauria; Squamata; Gekkonidae
Gene: PUSL1
Product: pseudouridylate synthase-like 1
Exons: 7
Coding region: 1-954 (317 amino acids)
Biological process (GO): tRNA pseudouridine synthesis
Molecular function (GO): RNA binding; pseudouridine synthase activity
Source: RefSeq, a predicted model, not a curated record